This is a messenger RNA of Amyelois transitella, 2287 nucleotides long. Its product is annotated as cysteine-rich hydrophobic domain-containing protein 2. The transcript has 3 exons. The record is from RefSeq and is a predicted model, not a curated record. The coding region runs from base 157 to 654 and encodes 165 amino acids. NCBI's taxonomy places the organism in Eukaryota, Metazoa, Arthropoda, Insecta, Lepidoptera, Pyralidae.
GUAAUGACAGACAGCAAACAGAUUUAAAAAGUAAAGUGUUUACGAAAUGGAACGUCACUUUUCUCUUCCAUGAAUAAAAAUUAUUUUACAAACAGUCCUGGUUUGUUAUGUGUUUAUAAUAUCUUACAGCUGUAAUUUAGUUAGUGUUAAAGUAAAAUGGCAGAUUUCGAUGCAAUUUAUCCAGAUGAGACUGAGAGUGAAGAGAAUAUAGAAGAAACACAUGUGACGUUAGUGCCUGAUCCCAUCGUAGUUCGAGGAGCUGGUAAUAUGACAGUUUUUGGUCUAAGCAACCGGUUCAACACGGAAUUUCCCUCGGGGCUGCAGUCCCGCGUGGCGCCCGAGGAGUACCAAGCGACAGUGGCGCGCAUCAACAGUGUAUUGAAGAAAACACUACCGGUCAAUGUCAAGUGGCUGUUCUGCGGGUGCGUCUGCUGCUGCUGCACUUUGGGAUGCUCUCUAUGGCCAGUCAUAUGUCUUAGUAAAAGGACUCAACAUUCAUUGAACAAAUUGCUAGAAUGGGAAAACAGUCGACUUUACAAUAAGCUGGGACUUCGCUGGCGUCUCACGAAGCAGCAUUGCGACUCGUCUUCCAUGAUGGAGUAUGUACUUCUCAUAGAGUUCAUCCCCAAAAUACCAAUAUACAGGCCGGACUAGACUCCCCCCUUUUUUUCGCAUCUAGACUUACUGUUUGUAAAUAUAAAAAAAAUCAUCUCAUCAGCAUCACAUUGAUGAUUCUUUGUACGCCUAUAUUCAUGUUACCCGGUUACAUACUUAUUGUAAACAUUAUUUUAUAACAAUUAAUAAAAUAAUUACAACGCUAUGUAUAUUUUGCACUAUGAAUUCAUCUUUAUUGAGAUAAAAUAUAUUUAUGCAAAGAACAGAAAUAAUUUUAUUGCAAAUAUAAAGAAGUUUAGGCAUUAUUAAUAGCUUCAACUGAGUGCUAUGUGAUUACAAUCAAUUCUGUUAUUUUCUGAAUAGUUUAUGAAUUUGCAUGGCCAAAGCAAAACUAAAACGGAUGGUAAAACAAAGAAUUCUUAUCAAGUAUAUAGUAAAAAGGCAUUGUAAAUAAAAAUCUAAAACGUAUUAAUAUGGACAAAUAAGUGGUGUUAUUCGCUUUUUAUGUAUAGAUGUCGCAUUAAAAAAGUGAAGCUUACGAUUAUGUUUGAAAAUGCGAAUGUUAACUUAAUGUGUAAAAUUAUAUAAGGUUUCUCAUGAUGAUCUAAAGAUUGUUCGGGUGGCAGUUGGAAUGGAAUCACGCCUGUUUGGUGCUGGCUUGGAGGGCUUUGAUAUUCACCGAAUUAUCAUUUAGUCGGUCUAAUUCUCGACUGACGAUUAUAACAAUCGAAUUUAUGUUUGUAUUGCAAUGUUUUCUUACGAUCUAGAUCUCAACUUGUAGACAUUGCUUCAGAUGGUCUUUUUAUCUGAUAGUUUAUGUUACAUUGUUUUCUUGAUCAUACUUAACCACGGUUCCUAAAUAUUUUUUGUAUUGUGUAUACUGUGUUUAUAGAUCUAUUUGUACAAAUGAAAUUGUACAAAAUAUAAUAUGUCUAGAACAAAGAUAUUAGUUUUACUAAAUACGUUUCUUAUUGUGUUACAAUUCAUAAAAUAUAAAACAAGAAUGGGUGAUGUCCAUGAACGUGAAAACACCUACAUGUCAAAUCUAUUUUUACUGAGGCAGACAUUGCUCUUGUAAAUUACUCUCAAUUCAUACUAAUCGCUUUUAUUGUUUGCGUCGUUCUGAUGAUAUAGUUCACUUCAUGUUGUUAACAGAUUGAAUGUCAAAAGUGAUGUACAUUGUACAACUUGUAUCUGAAUAUCAACAAUCUUUUUAGAGUUGGAGUAGUGCGAUGCCAUUAGACAACAGUCAUUGUUAUGAGGAAAUAAUCUUUUCAAGAUUAUGUUAAGGAAACGUUCGGGACUGUGUUAUUAGAUGAUUAGUUAUUUCAUAGAGCAUAUAUAUUAUGGUAUGUAUUCUACAUUAGAAUCCAAACCCUCUUUUCCCUUUUCAACAUGUUGUGAAUGAGUCACGUAAGCGUAAUAAAAAGCUAAAUCUUCGCCAUUGCAUAUUAUGAAAUAUUUAAUUUAUGUUUGAUAUUUGUCAUAUUCUGGUAAUUCUGUAUAUUGGUCUUGCCAUCAACAAGUUAUGAACUGUUUUGUUCAAAGCAACGGUUGAAAAGCGAACAGGGUAUGUUGACAUUAAGUGGUAAACUAAGGAAUUGUAAAUAUUUUAUGUACCUAUAGAUUAUUUUUGUUCAAAUAUUAAAUCUCACUAAUGUGAAGAAAAUAA